UUACAAGUCAGACAAACGGGCGGGAUAUACCAAUAAUGUUGCCGCUGUAAUGGAUCUGAAGGCUGGCAAACAUCUAGUAGCACCAGCGAUAAACAAUAUCAGUUGCACCAACAAUCGGUUCGCCUUCUACCACCAGAUCGGUCCGUUCGAUGUCAUACAGGCGAUGUUUAUCGUGCUGCUAACGUUUCUAGUUAUCAGCGCGAAUCUGAUGGUGAUACUGGUGAUCAACAGCCGCCGUUAUGCUGCCUACAUCCAUCCACAGCCGCGCUACCUGCUGACGUCGCUGGCCCUCAACGAUCUGGCCAUCGGGCUGCUGAUCAUACCGUUCAGUGCCCUACCUGCCUUACUACACUGUUGGCCUUACGGGGAAAUUUUCUGCCAAAUUCAGGCACUACUAAGAGGAGCUUUAUCACAACAAAGUGCUGUUAUAUUGGUGUGCAUGGCAGUUGACCGCUAUCUGUGCGUGCUACAUCCACGAAUAUAUCAUAAGCGAUCCAGUAAGAAGGGCUGUGUUGCGGUUUUAAGCGUUACGUGGAUAUUAUGUUUAACCUGCUUCGGAAUGUUGGUUCUUCCCAAAGGUUAUUACUUCAACAAAACCGGCCUGUUGGCAUGCGAGCCGUUCUACAGUAAAUCAUCCUACCGGAUCCUGUCCAGCUGUGCGCUCUACUUUCCCACCACCAUGGUACUGAUGUACUGCUACGGAUCAAGUUUCCACGCGAAUCGAUACCGUCUGGCGACACCGAGUGCCGCAUCCCUGUCGCUGAACGUGUCGAACAGCUGCGGGAACGGCAGUACCGGCCACGGACCGAACGCUGCCGGUGCUCCGGACGGGAACGGUGGAUAUGGGGGUGGCGGUGGCGGUGGUGGUGGUGGCCGCCGAGAAGGGGACCAUAUCGAGACGCUAGCCGGGACGACGCUGACGGCUAAUGGUUCCGGUCUGGAGCACCACUCCUGCGACGGGAAUACGCUAACGGGCAUCACCGCCAUCACACCGAUGUCGGUCUCCUUCUCCGAGAAGUCCCAGUUUGCGGUGGAGGACGACCGGCAGAUACAUGGUUCGACGUCGCGAACUAUGGCAGCAAUAUCAUUAGGUUUUAUAGUCAUAAUCACCCCCUGGACGAUACUGGAGAUAGUGGCCACGUGCACCGGUUCGAAGAUACCACCAUCAAUUGAUUUCUGUGUCACAUGGAUAGCUUUAAGUAGUAGUUUUUGGAACCCUUUUCUCUACUGGCUGUUGAAUGCGCGAUUUCGCAAGAUAUGCAAAGAGCUGUUAACGUCAAAGUGUACCGGAAGUCAAAGUUCGUUGGAGGAAAAAUGUAGCAUAAGUCUAGAGUACGACCAUCACAUAACAUCACUGCCACUACCACCGGGUCCACCGCCGGCCACGAUCUGCCGGUCGGCCAACCACACACCCCGGCCGGACGUCGAAUGUUCGGAAAAAUACUGGGGUGACAUUCUCGAGCGUACCUUCAGCACCGGCAGCAUCAAUACGCUGCAUCGCAUCGGCACAACCUCGCUGUCGUACGUUAACCGUGCGCCGGUCGGACACGCUACGCUACAGUUCCGGUGCGAAGCCCACCAGCACCUAGUGCGUAACGCGAGCAGUACCAGCAUCGGCAAGGAACGGCAUGCAACUGCCGGUUUGCACUACAAGGACGACGCGAAGGAUGGGCCACCCGACUUUACCGCCCUGUACGCGCCCGGCUCCGAUCCGCAGGUGUGUGAUCACGAGCUGCACGACAUCAACUGUGCCAAAAACAAGGCAUUCUUCCGAGGUUUCAACCUGCAUCAGGGGCUCCCGGAUAUCUAGUAUUUCAGGGGCGCGUGGUUCAAUUAUCUACAGUACGUUCAGGAGCCCGGCGACCGGCCUUAUGAUCCUCGGCUCGCGUAAACGUGUCACAAAGUUUUAACUUACCUGCUCCUAUUUUUCACCACAACCAGGGAUCAGAAGGCUUCCGUAUCGAUUGAUCUACAACACUAUGUUUGCAUUAGGUUUAGUUACUUGGUAAUAUUUUUAAAUCUACAGAGAUAUCAAUAGAUGUAUUAACACAAUUUAAUUAUGGCUGUAACUGUGUUUAAAAUGUACUUAUUU
Molecule: messenger RNA, 2092 nt
Organism: Anopheles moucheti
Lineage: Eukaryota; Metazoa; Arthropoda; Insecta; Diptera; Culicidae
Product: 5-hydroxytryptamine receptor 1A
Exons: 8
Coding region: 50-1810 (586 amino acids)
Biological process (GO): neuropeptide signaling pathway
Cellular component (GO): membrane
Molecular function (GO): corazonin receptor activity
Source: RefSeq, a predicted model, not a curated record